This is a messenger RNA of Morus notabilis, 2266 nucleotides long. RefSeq names its product cryptochrome DASH, chloroplastic/mitochondrial. The record is from RefSeq and is a predicted model, not a curated record. The coding region runs from base 144 to 1931 and encodes 595 amino acids. The transcript has 13 exons. Gene Ontology annotation, molecular function: DNA binding; DNA photolyase activity; FAD binding. Gene Ontology annotation, biological process: photoreactive repair. NCBI's taxonomy places the organism in Eukaryota, Viridiplantae, Streptophyta, Magnoliopsida, Rosales, Moraceae.
UACAAAUCGCAAGUCUCGCGAUUGGCUCACAGAGUGCCACGUAUCACUCCAAUUUCAUAUAUCCACGUGUCGACCUCUGAACAGCUUCAAAAAACUUCCCUCUCUUUUUGCUCUCUACAAAAUCCAAACCAAACCAGAAGAAAAUGGCCAUUCUCUACUUCUCCAAUUCAGCCUCGUCUCUUUCUCUCCUUCCCCUGAGAAAAAGCCUCCCAGGUCCGUGCGAUCCCAAACUGAAACCCUACAUUUCGAUUUUCUCUCGCUUCUCGACAAUGGCUUCAAUCUCCGGUUCCGAUUCCGUCGGACCGAGCUCGGCGGCGAUCGAUGAGGUGCCGGAGACCGGGGCCGAUCAAAUGGACCGAAUUUUCGACCUGACGUUUCGGAGGUACUCGUCGUCUUCGUCGUCGCCGGCGAAGAGGAACGGCAAUGGCGUCGCGAUCGUUUGGUUCAGGAACGAUCUGAGAGUUUUGGACAACGAGGCUUUGUACAAGGCGUGGAUUUCGUCUCGGGAGGUUUUGCCUGUUUACUGUGUUGAUCCUCGGCUUUUUGGUUCUACCUAUUACUUUGGGUUCCCGAAAACUGGAGCCUUGAGAGCACAAUUUCUUAUGGAAUGCUUGGCUGACUUGCAAAAGAAUUUAAUGAAGCGGGGGCUUAACUUGCUGAUUCAACAUGGGAAGCCUGAGGAGAUUCUGCCCACUCUUGCGAAAACUCUUGGGGCACAUACUGUAUAUGCACAAAAAGAAACUUGCAGUGAGGAGCUGAAUGUGGAAACAUUGGUGAGCAAAGGUUUGCAAAAAGUGGUGUUGCAAUCAUCUUCAGGGCAAACCAACAGGCCUUCUUCUACUAAAAAUCCCAAGCUGCAUCUUGUUUGGGGUACCACUAUGUACCACAUUGAUGACCUUCCAUUUUAUGCCAAUAGUUUACCAGAUGUGUAUACUCAAUUUCGUAAGGCAGUCGAAGCCAAAUGUACAGUCCGUAGCUGCAUCAAAAUUCCAACAUCUCUUGGGCCACCACCCAGCAUUGAUGACUGGGGAUGUGUUCCUUCAAUUGAACAGUUUGGACUUAGCUCAAAAAAUGUCAGCAAAGGAAUGACGUUUAUUGGAGGUGAGAGUGCAGCAUUGAGCCGGGUAUAUGACUAUUUCUGGAAGAAGGAUUUGCUCAGGAAAUACAAGGAGACCAGAAACGGGAUGCUAGGACCUGAUUAUUCAACAAAAUUUUCUCCGUGGCUUGCAUCAGGAAGUCUCUCUCCACGUCUAAUAUACGAAGAGGUUAAAAGAUAUGAAAACGAAAGGCUAGCAAAUGAUUCCACAUACUGGGUCUUGUUUGAACUAAUAUGGAGGGACUACUUCAGGUUUCUGUCAGUCAAAUACGGCAAUUCCCUUUUCCAUUUAGGUGGCCCAAGAAAAGUGGAGAAGAGGUGGAGCCAAGAUAACACAUUGUUUGAAUCCUGGAGAGAUGGUCAGACAGGGUACCCAGUCAUAGAUGCCAACAUGAAAGAACUAUCAACAACUGGAUUCAUGUCAAAUCGAGGACGACAGAUUGUAUGUUCCUUUCUUGUUCGAGAUAUGGGAAUUGACUGGCGUAUGGGAGCUGAAUGGUUUGAGACAUGCUUGUUGGAUUAUGAUCCAUGCUCCAAUUAUGGAAAUUGGACCUAUGGAGCAGGAGUCGGAAAUGAUCCUAGAGAAGAUCGGUACUUCAGCAUCCCCAAGCAAGCGCAGACGUAUGAUCCUGAAGGCGAGUAUGUAGCAUAUUGGUUGCCGCAAUUGCAAUCACUCCCAAAAGAAAAACGGAACUCCCCUGGAAAAUCAUACAUUGAGCAAGUCGUACCUCUCAAAUUCGGCAGCCCUACCAGGUAUCAAAACCGAGACACGGCUUCCGCGUCGAGAAAACAACCCAAUGGUGGACAUAGACAAACAAAAGGACAGAGGAGAUAAAUCUUAGGAGGAAGAAGAAGAAGCUUCCAUAGUGUCGUUUUUGCGUAAUCUUAUUUGCAUGAAGUGACUUCUUCCGACGUUUAUGGUACGACACUGAAGACACUGAAUGCUCAAACAACUUGGGAUUGGAAAAUCAAAGGGGCGCCUCUGCACAGGACAUCUUGCUCUACUAGAAAAUAACGUAUUGAGCAAAAUAAAUAUUCGUGAAAGCAUAAUCUAUUCCAUUAUUGAUUUGUAAAAUAGAAUGAAAUUUGGUUAUUUCUUAACAAAUAGUCAAGUGGUUAGCACCGUCUUUAAUCUGAUAAGGAUUUUUCUUUUUCUUUUUUUUUCCCUCU